UUCUGUGAAAAAAGAAAUGAAAUGUUUACAAGAAAAUGACAUCAUUGGAAAAAAGGAAAAGGAAACAAAUAUUGAAACUGAUUUUGUUUUUCUUUCUGUUACUUUUUAAAUGGUGAAAGUGACAAAAUGGAGAGAUAUUGAUAUCAAUUUAGAGGAAGAUGAUCCUCUCACCGAUCAUAGUGUGUCAUAAAUAUCGAUUGAAAUUCAGUGUUCCAAACAUGGUUCCCAUGUUACCAUUUUAUCACCAUCUCUCUCUCUCUCUUUCUCUCUCUUUUUUUAUUUGAUUCCAUUUCAUAGAGACUAAGAAAAUCAAUCCAAUUGAUUAUUGAGGUUUUCUUUUUCUCUCUUAUUCUUUCAUCUAGUUAAUAAUUUUCAUCAUCAUGAAUUCUCAUUCAUUUUUUCCUCAAAGAAGCAAAAAAAGAAUCUCAAUGAAAAAAGAAGAGUUUUUUUUCUUAAAAAAUUGAAAUGAAACUGAAUUCGUUUCAAAUUCAGUAGUAAAUUCAAAAGCUUAAAAACAUUUUCCUCUUUUCUCUCAUCAACCAACAUUUUGAUUCUCUUUUCUCUAAAUGAACUUUUUUUCUUUAACUUCUCCACAAUUCCAUUGAUCUUUAUCAUCCUCAUCUCUACUUGAAAUUUAUCUCUCUACAUGUUUGCUACUUGUUCUGAUUUUCUACACCACCGAGAAUAAGAUUUAUGAAGAAGCUAAAAGAUGGAAGCUGAAAACGUGAUCCAAAUGUCUCGUGGCCAUUUUGUGAAUAUUUGCAAGUAAAAUCGUGCAAAAAGAAACAUCGAUACGAGAGAAUUGAGUGUUUUCUCAUCAUAAGAAAGAAAAGAAAGUGAGAAAAAAAGAAAGAAAAGAAAGAAAAGAAAGAAGAAACUAAGAAAAAGCAAAGAAACUUACCUGAUGAUAUUAUCCUUCUCUGGCUUCAUCUUAUUACCUCAACUUUCUCUCUCCUCAUCUUCACCCCACAUCUCUUACUCUCUCAAGGUAGAGAGAGAGAGAGAGAGAGUGAGAUUAACAUUGAUUAUGUUAGAAAAUGAAAACUGGACUCAAGAGCGAGCAACCUUAAAAUACUUGACCGAACCUCCUCCCAUCCAAAGCCUACAAUUUACUUUUAAGAUCCGGGUUUAAACCUCCAUUACCAUUGGAAGCUGAUGAUGAUGAAGAUGAAGAUAAUUAUGAUGAUGAUGGAGAUGCUGAAGAGAAGGGAAAAUGUUAUUAAUUUUCUUCAUCUUCUUUCAUUUUCUCUUAACAAUGUUUAUUGAAGGGAAUUCCUAUUCUCUCUCACCUUCUUCGUCUAAUCAUCAUCAUCAUUGUUGAUUGUUUAAGCUUCUUUUUUUUCCCUCAUCGCUGGUAAAGAAAUGUAUUUAAUGAUAAUUGCUGAUGAUGGACAUCAAAAGUCUAAAAUCGAGGUUAGGAUUCGUAUCGUUGGGACUGAUUCCUGGAACGGAAAACAAGCCAAACCUUAUCAAGGAUCUCAGGUUACAAUUAAGAAACAAUCAGAUGAUAAUAUUCAAGUUUCGCCUCACCCAUUGGAUAAACUAGAAAAUAGAACCGGCAUUUCAUCAACAAUCAACUCAACGAUUGAGAGUAAAUUGUUAACCACUCCUAGAUCAUCAUUAUCAUCUUCAUCUUCAUCUUCCUCCUCUAAUGGUAUUGAAGAUUCACCUGAAAAUAACAGGAUUAACAAUCGUAACAAUAAUAACAAUCGUUAUGAUGAUGAUAAUGGAGAGAGUAAAGAUAAUGGGAAUAGUAUUGAAAUGGUCAACAACAUUGACCAACCAACUGUUGACCAUUCACAGAUUCACCAUUUACUCCGUGGGUCAUCUGGUUAUCCUGGUCUACCUGUGAAUGGACCUUCAUCAUCAAACCUUCUGAGAUCAUAUCAAGGUCACGAUGAGUCACUUUUUAAUCCAAAAUUAACUAAUCCAAAUUUAAUCUGGCCCAUUGUUGGCUUAAUGUCUGUUGGUCUUGCCCUUGGUUUAAGUUGUGUUUUAUUAUAUCAACGAUAUCGUCCAUCGUUUUUUGAUCAAACACAAUCGAGUAACUUGAAAAGUUCAUUUCCCGUUGAUAAUAAUGUUAAUCAUCAAUCUCGUUUAUAUAAUCAUCCAUCUCAUCCAAGAACUGGUGAACCUAAAGUCUGUGUAAACAAAUCUGAAUCUUCCGGAACCGGAAUAAGUUCAAUAUCAUUUUCAACCAGAUCUUCAGCUGAAUAUGAACAUUCAGCUUUUAUCGGUUGGUCAGAAGAUUAUGAGAAACCAUUAUCAUCAUCAACUGGACAACAACAACAACAACAAGAUAAUCAUAUUCCCUGCAAUAGUAAUAAUAAUAUCGAUGGACAAUUGACCACAAGAGAAGAAAAUUAUCAAAGGGAGUGUAUGGAAGGAGGAAAAGGAAGAUCAAUUGAUGGAGAGAUAAAUUUAUCGAAUAAUAAAAUUUUCGAUGAAUGGGAAUACCCUAGAUCCAAGUUACGAGUAAUCGACAUUCUUGGUGAAGGUUUUUUCGGCAGAGUUUGGAAAUGUGAAGCCUUUGACAUUAAAUCGCGCGAAGGAGCCUCAAUUGUGGCCGUUAAAGCGCUUAAAGAAGGUGUUUCGGUAAAAGAGAGACUUGACCUGGACAAUGAGUUGACCAUCAUGAAAAAACUGUCCACCCAUCCAAAUGUUGUCUCUCUAUUGGGAUGUUGUACAGAAAAAGAACCCAAAUUUUUAAUUCUAGAAUAUGUUCCCUUUGAUAGUCUACAAACUUAUCUUCGUAAUCAUCGGGGUAAUUGUUUCUCAUCACAAUCAGCUGAUUAUUAUGAUAGUGAUAAUGUUUCACCCAAACAAUUGAUUCUAUUUGCUUAUCAAAUAGCCAAAGGAAUGGAACACAUUGUCUCUCAAGGAAUUAUUCAUCGAGAUUUGGCCGCUCGAAACAUUCUCAUUGGAACUAAUAAAACGUGUAAAAUAACGGACUUUGGAUUUUCCCGCGAAAUAUCAGAUGAAUCAAUUUACGAAAGUAAAUCAGAGGGUCGAUUACCGAUUCGUUGGAUGGCCCCUGAGGCAUUAAAGGAAUACAUUUUCUCGGUGAAAAGCGAUGUCUGGUCAUUUGGUGUUCUUCUUUGGGAAAUAGUGACCCUUGGGUCGACACCUUAUCCCGGAAUGAACACCAAGGAGGUAAUGAGAAAAGUGAUCAACGGUUAUCGAUUAGACAAACCUGAUCAUUGUCGCAGAGAAAUGUACAAUAUAAUGUACUAUUGUUGGGAGACAAGUUCCACCUCGAGGCCAACAUUCACCGAGCUUAUUGAUAAACUGGAUAAACUAAUCGCCUCCGAAACGGAUUACAUUCAACUCGAUAGAUUCCCCGAUCAUCUUUACUACAAUAUCAUUGACACUCCAUUAUCGGGUGAAAAGUUGUAAAAAAAAGUAAUAUAUUAAUACAUCAACAGAGAGCAAUGAACAACAACAAAAAAAAGAGACACCCUGUUCAUACAUGUAUACAUAAAACACCAAGGAAGACAAUUGAACCUCUCCUUCAAUGAUAAUAACUCUGUAUAUAAAUAAUAUGAUAUAAAUGUUAUCAGAAUCACUCAUGUCACAAUAAUAAUAAUUUUCUCAUAUUAUUAUUAACAAUCAUUAGCUCAUUGUGAUUCUAUUAAUAAUGUAAUACAAACUUGAUAUAAUCAAUGAAUUACAAUGAUCAAUGUUGAUUGUAAAACAUUGAUAUUUGUACUCAUCUCCUUUUUUUUCAUACAUAGUAUUUAUAUUAUCAAUAAAAUCAUUGAUUCAUU
This is a messenger RNA of Panonychus citri (citrus red mite), 3767 nucleotides long. RefSeq lists its product as uncharacterized. Lineage: Eukaryota; Metazoa; Arthropoda; Arachnida; Trombidiformes; Tetranychidae. The coding region runs from base 1363 to 3396 and encodes 677 amino acids. Gene Ontology annotation, biological process: multicellular organism development; cell surface receptor protein tyrosine kinase signaling pathway; positive regulation of kinase activity. The record is from RefSeq and is a predicted model, not a curated record. Gene Ontology annotation, cellular component: membrane; signaling receptor complex. The transcript is spliced from 5 exons. Gene Ontology annotation, molecular function: ATP binding; calcium ion binding; transmembrane receptor protein tyrosine kinase activity.